Molecule: messenger RNA, 3199 nt
Organism: Oryzias latipes (Japanese medaka)
Lineage: Eukaryota; Metazoa; Chordata; Actinopteri; Beloniformes; Adrianichthyidae
Gene: bace1
Product: beta-secretase 1
Biological process (GO): membrane protein ectodomain proteolysis; amyloid-beta metabolic process
Cellular component (GO): trans-Golgi network; plasma membrane; endosome
Molecular function (GO): aspartic-type endopeptidase activity
Source: RefSeq, a predicted model, not a curated record
CUGCUGACAGCGUUGACUCCCAUCAUCCCUCCAGAGGAUGCGGCGGAGUAGAUGGAAGAGGAGGCGGAGGAGGUGAAGGACUGAAAGGCGAAGAACAGCAUGAACUGGUUGGAGGGGAAGGACGCGGAUUGUGGUGUGCCGGCGGCAGGUCCACUCUGCGGGGAUGGUUUCCGCCGUUUGACGGGAGGAAGUGUCGCGACCCUGCGGGGAGCGCGGAGGGACAACCUGUGUCUUUUUCUUUUGCCUCAAAUGAUGUGUGGCACUGAAAAAUAAGGCUGGGCGAAUUGUGAGGACCUCAUUUUUUAUUUCUGUGACCUUUUUAACGCUGAGCGGCGCGUUGUCGGUGUCUGGUUGACCCGGUCACGGAGCGGGAGAUCAAAGGGAGCUCAACCCUCUGCAUUGUGGGUCAGCUGCCAUCAUGGCUUUAGCCGUCAUCUUAGCAUCCUCCUCGCCUGCCCCUGCAGACUUCAUGUCAACCUGAGAUUCACGUCGAAAACGCUCCACAUCGACCAGAAUUCAAAGCACCGAGGCGUUUAAAAUGAAAGCGUUGACGCUCCAGCCUCCCUGGCUGGUAGAAAUAUGUUUCUGGACGGCCUUGUGGCUGCUCGGCAGCGGGGAGUCCGCACCGAGCUCCCCGGGCCUGGCGCCCGCCAUCCGCGUGCCACUGCGGCAGGGCGCUGGCGGCGACCAGCCGCUGCCGCCGGCCGUCGGCGGGAGGAGCAGGUCGUCGGCGCGGAGGCGGAGGGGAGCGGCACCGGGUGGCAUCAGCUUCGUGGACAUGAUUGACAACCUCCGUGGGAAGUCCGGGCAGGGUUACUACGUGGAGAUGGCCGUGGGCUCUCCUCCGCAGAAGUUAAACAUUCUAGUGGACACAGGAAGCAGUAACUUUGCAGUUGGGGCAGCUGCUCACCCGUUCCUGCGCAGAUACUACCAUCGCUCUCUCUCCAGUUCCUACCGUGACAUGGGCCGAAAUGUGUACGUUCCUUACACUCAAGGCCGCUGGGAAGGUGAGCUUGGUACCGACUUGGUCUCUGUGCCACACGGACCCAACGCCACGCUGCGGGCCAACAUCGCUGCCAUCACCCAGUCAGAGCGCUUCUUCAUCAAUGGCUCAAACUGGGAGGGGAUCCUGGGCCUGGCCUAUGCUGACAUUGCCCGGCCGGAUGAGACGCUGGAGCCUUUCUUUGACUCUUUGGUCCGCCAGACUUCAGUCCCCAACCUUUUCUCGCUCCAGCUGUGCGGUGCCGGUUACACCCAGAACUACUCCUCGGGCAGCUCCACAGUGGGAGGCAGCAUGAUCAUCGGAGGAGUAGACUCCUCGCUUUAUGUGGGAGAGAUUUGGUACACUCCGAUCCGCAGGGAGUGGUAUUAUGAGGUUAUUAUCGUGCGCAUUGAAGUGAAUGGACAGGACCUCAACAUGGACUGUAAAGAGUACAACUAUGACAAGAGCAUUGUGGACAGCGGCACCACCAACCUACGCCUACCAAGGAAAGUCUUCCAGGCUGCAGUCAAAGCUAUUGAGGCAGCCUCUUCGACAGAGCAGUUUCCCUCCGGGUUCUGGUUGGGGGAGCAGCUGGUGUGUUGGCAGGCCGGCACUACGCCCUGGCACAUCUUUCCAGUCAUCUCCCUGUACUUGAUGAGUGAAAACCGCAACCAGUCCUUCAGAAUAUCCAUCCUGCCGCAGCAAUACCUGCGGCCAGUCGAGGACGUGGCCUCUGCUCAGGAGGACUGCUACAAAUUUGCCGUGUCCCAGUCCAGUACCGGCACAGUGAUGGGAGCCGUCAUCAUGGAGGGCUUCUACGUGGUGUUCGACCGCGAGAAGAAACGGAUCGGCUUCGCUGUCAGCACCUGCCACGUGCAUGAUGAGUUUCGCACCGCUUCUGUGGAGGGCCCGUUUCACGGCAUCGACCUGGAAGACUGUGGCUACAACAUCCCACAGACGGACGAGUCCACUCUGAUGACCAUCGCCUACAUCAUGGCUGGGAUCUGUGCUCUGUUCAUGCUGCCGCUCUGUCUGAUGGUGUGCCAGUGGCGCUUCGCCCGCUGCCUCCACCCACACAGGGACUUCGCUGACGACAUAUCACUCCUCAAAUGAAGGGAUGGACUCACAUGAAACCUAUGCUGAGCUGGGUUGUGUCUAAAGGGAAUGGAGGGGAUUCUUGACACACGUGAUAGAAACAGUGAAUGGCGUACAGAGUGACCCCGGCUGACCUGAAGUUGUUUGUGAGGAGAGUCAUAAUGAACUCGACACUAGCACAACACAAGGUGCAGCGGUCAGCAUCCUCCUUGCCUGUUUUCAGCUACCUAUGCAGAUCAGCUUGGCUAAACGUGAGCUAAAAGGAAAAAAACAUUGUUGUUUUUUUGCAUUUUAUCAGUGUAAGUGAAUCCCUGAAGUGCUGUUGUUUUGAGAAACCCAGAGAGUUGGGAGUGAUCUUCAUGCAGUCAUGUCAUGUCUAACAGCUUCACUGGACUUUGGGACAUCGGUAUGCAGAAUCCUGGGCAGCAGGAUGUGGAGUUGAUGGCAGAACAUGGAUGUUCACCUGGCCUAACGAAGACACAAGUAACCCAGAUAUGGAAACAAUAGAGUCCUUAUUAUGUUGUUAUGUUUGAACAUGUGAACGUGGUUGUGUCUUCUGUUUGCAGCUUUCGAGUGAGUGAAACAAGUAGCUCAAGCAUGCCUGUAUGUGCACAGCUGUACUUCACUGUAACCCAAGAGCAGAAGGUUUUGAGGCUAAGUCCAAAAGUUAAUCAAAAUCUAUAUACCAACGUAUCCCUGCACACGCCAGGAAAGACUUCCGACUGUGAGGCAUUCAGAUGGAUCCUGCAGAAUGCUCUGUUUAUGCCACAGUCAGCUGAAAGCAGAACUUUACCUGUUGUAUAUAAACCAUGUGCAUUCCUAAUGUUCUCUUUGCACAUUCACAGAACACAUAUAUCUUUGCAAGCGACUGCUGAACUGGUUUUAUGGGCUUUGAUGACUAAAUAGGGCUUUUUUUUCACUGGCACUAACCCUUCACACCUUUUAACACUUAGAUGAGGAAAGCAGCCCCAAAUAUGUUAUAUACUAAAUAACAAAUAUAUAUGUCUGUGAGGGACAGUUUGUGUCGUCUCUGAAAAAGCUGUAAAUAGAUCAAGUCUGAUAUUUAUCUGUCAGAUACUGGCAGCCCAGAGGAACCAAUAAAAAGGCUUAUUGUAACUAUGA